UUCAAUGCAAGCUUUCCCCGCAUUGUGCGCAUAGUCGAUGCCUCAGGCACCAAUGCUGUUUAGUCCUGUUUAGUCCUGCUGGCCCUCUGCGCUAGUCCAGCUGCUUCAGCCUCACGCUCCCCUCAGCAAUCUCAAUCCAUGUCUGAUGAUGCCACACAUGACUUUCGGCUUUUAGUCUCUGGUUUGGGCUACAUAGCUCUUGAACGAAGGGAACGCUCGACUGAAUGGCUGCCGAAUACGCAAUCUAGUCGACCAAUGGAGAAUGUCGAGGUAUGCCCAUUGAAGCGUGUGCAUCGACACCCUGGAUCGACAGGCAGUAGUCCGCCUCCCGAUACAGAUCCGACUCAAGAGCACUGAAAUGGCGACAAUCCCUAGGAUUCACCGUCAUCAUGACUACACAAUCGCGUGGAUCUCUGCACUUCCCUUGGAGAUGGCGGCUGCAGCCGCAAUGCUUGACGAGAGACAUCCGGACUUGCCAACUGAUCUGAGUGACAAUAAUAGCUAUAUCUUCGGUAGCAUACACGGCCAUAAUGUUGUCAUUGUAUGCCUUCCCGCUGGGGUAUAUGGCACAACAUCAGCGGCAGUCAUCGCCAGUCAGGUUCAAUUUACCUUCAGAUCGAUACGGUUCGGCUUGAUGGUCGGCAUCGGAGGUGCAGCUCCAUCACAAGGCGACAUCCGGCUUGGCGAUGUGGUGGUGAGCCAGCCAACGAGGGACUAUGGCGGGAUCGUGCAGUACGACUACGGAAAGACUUUAAGCAACAACCGCUUUGAAAGAACCGGCAUGCUUAACAAACCACCGUCGGUACUUUUGACUGCGGUCUCCAAAUUGCAGGCGGAGCACAUCGUGAGACCAAGCAAUAUUCCCACCAUAUUGUCUGAGAUGAUAUGCAGGUACCCGAAAAUGAAAGACAGAUUCACCUACCGUGGUGCAGAGCAAGAUGUGCUGUUUGAGCCUGACUAUGAUCAUGAAGACUCUGAGAUAACCUGCGCGAACUGUGAUUUCGGGAGAAGGAAAAGCCGGCCCGAUCGAGGUUAUGAUGUCCCCGUGGUUCAUUACGGCCUUAUUGCUUCCGCAAACCAGGUAAUGAAGAAUGGUCGUAUAAGAGAUCAAUUAGCGAACGAAUUUGGUAUUCUCUGCUUCGAGAUGGAAGCAGCUGGUUUGAUGGACAACUUCCCUUGCUUGGUGAUCCGAGGGAUCUGUGACUAUGCAGACUCUCAUAAAAACAAGCAGUGGCAAGAGUAUGCAGCUGCCACGGCGGCAGCAUAUACCAAAGAGCUUCUGUCCAUGAUUCAUACCAAGCAAGUGGUUGACAUGCCAUCACCUCAUGUGGAUUCGGAGCUGGCUCAACAUGGUCUCAUGGCUCCAAACGGGUCGGAAACAUCUGCAGGCGAAAUAAGCAAGAAAAGUCCACACAUGGACAUCGGACAGCUACUAGGGCGGAUCUCGAACUAUGACCAUGAUAAGGUUCACCGAAGACUUGCCUACAAGCGCCUUCCUGGAACAACUCAGUGGUUCUUGAACCAUGCGACAUUCAAAGCAUGGCUUACAAGGUUGGAUCAGUCCAGCCUCUGGUGUUCGGGGAAAAUUGGUUCAGGUAAAACUAUCAUCGCGGCUUCCGUCGUUGAGGCUGUCAAGUAUCGCGCACUUGAGAACUCCAGUUGCCAUUGUCCUACAGUAUUUUUCUAUUGUGAGAACGAGCAUUCUGGCUCGUUACAGGCUUCCUACAUUCUUGCCAGUCUAAUCAAGCAAUUAGCUCAGCUCUUGUACGAGUCGCAUCAGGUCUUUCCGCCAGAUGUCGCUCAUGAGCUGGGGCGUUUUUUUGGAAGAGACCGAAGGGUACCAGACUAUGAUGACCUGCAAGAAAUCUUCAACCUUCUGUUCUCAUACAUGCCAAACACAAUCUACGUUCUUGACGGACUCGAUGCACUAGAACAGCAAGAAUGCCAGAAAAUGUUGCUGCUAAUUCGAGCAACCUUCAGUUCUGCCAGCCCACCCAAUGGAUCGAAGAUCAUGUUGUUGAGCAGGAAUCACGUACCAGGCUACGUGAACAUUGCUACAUUCAUGCCGUGGGCUCUCCGAAUCUCAACAUUCAAUCACGUUACCCAGGAUAUCGAAUUCUAUAUCAAAGCCAGUAUUGAUGACAAGUCUAUGCUUAGAAAGCUUACCAGUGACUGUUCCUUACUGGAAGAGAUCAAACGCGUGCUUCUCACUGAGGCCUCAGGAAUGUUUCUAUGGGUUUACCUUAUUCUCGAAAUCUUGUGGUCGACAUGCUUCACCGAUGCAGAGGUGCGCUCCGCCUUGCGUCGGCUUCCUAAGGGUUUGAAGGAAACGUAUAGGCUGUGUACUCAGCAGAUUGCGUCUGAUCCCAGGGCUGCGAAGGUUCUUAAAUGGCCUUUGAUCUCCAUGAUACUCGCUGGGAUCACGAGAAAGUACCCCAGGACGAAUUUGUGCUCGGCUGCUGCGCUAAUCUCGUGGUUCAGGACCCUACUGAUGGCUGUGUUCGCUUCGCGCACUCGUCGGUCAAAAAGUUCCUUCUGAGUCAUCGAGCCGACCAUGAGACCAGAUAUCUGGAGAGCGAGGCGCGAGGAAAUCUCCAAUGUGGGGAGUUCUGUGUUGCUUAUCUCUCUUUCUCAAACUUUAGCUUACAGGUUGAGACGCAAGGACGGGAUCACAACCCAACAGGCUUGGCAGUAGUCUCGC
This is a messenger RNA of Aspergillus brunneoviolaceus CBS 621.78, 2701 nucleotides long. RefSeq names its product 5'-methylthioadenosine/S-adenosylhomocysteine nucleosidase family protein. The transcript is spliced from 3 exons. NCBI's taxonomy places the organism in Eukaryota, Fungi, Ascomycota, Eurotiomycetes, Eurotiales, Aspergillaceae. The record is from RefSeq and is a predicted model, not a curated record. Bases 359 to 2539 code for a protein of 726 amino acids. Gene Ontology annotation, molecular function: catalytic activity. Gene Ontology annotation, biological process: nucleoside metabolic process.